AUGAGUGGCCAUUUGAUCUUGAACGCCGUGGUGGAGCAUCUGAUGAACACCACGAAGUUGAGGCGUUCUUCUCUGGUGGUUUUUGCUGGUGCCAGUGCUGGGGGCAUUGGUGUUUUCCAUCAUGCCGAUUGGAUUUCUUCCAAGUUGCAUUCCUUGGGCAUCGCACCACGCACCGUAGUGCUACCCAUCGCCGGUUUGUUCUUCCCAGAACGCUGGCCAGUCCUUUGGGAAGAGUUCCGCAUGGGCGUGGAGGUGCCAGUGGACGGCUUCAUGGCGUCCUGGUGUCAUCUCCUGGAAGGCAGCUUUCUGCAUGAGGGCUGCGUGGCAAAUGCCACGGCUGCCAAGCGGCCAGUGAGGGAAUGUCAGGACGUUUCGAAGAUUCUGCCGCUGCUGAAGGCCGAGGUCUUCAUUUUCCAGAAUCAGUUCGAUCAGUACCAGGCGAAUCACCUUGGCCUCUGCCCCCCGGACCUCUGUAACGCCUCCACGGACGUUGCCAGCCGCGCGGGGCAGUACCUGCAGCUCUUUGGGCGGCGGAGUAAGGAGACGUUGCAGGCCACCAUUCAGACUCGACCUAGACUGGGUGUGCUGGCGCCGAGUUGGUUUGACCACACCAAUCAGCUGGAGCGAGAGAUCGCUGGCGACGGCCAGGGAGUCAGCGGUUGGUCUUUCGCGGAGCUGUUCGCUGCUUGGUUGGAUGGCCAGCAGAUCCACCUUCUUGCCGAUGCCUGUGCUGGUGGCCCCUGCCCGCAGGCCGCCCAUCGAAGCAACUCCCUGGUCGUCUGA
This is a messenger RNA of Cladocopium goreaui, 783 nucleotides long. The record is from the annotation of a GenBank genome assembly. NCBI's taxonomy places the organism in Eukaryota, Dinophyceae, Suessiales, Symbiodiniaceae.